AUGCCGUGUGCCAACUGUUACACGGGACAUGAUCAUUCCGGUCCCGUCCACGGACGUGAGGCCAAGCUCCAUGGCCACGAUGUCUACAUUGCAGAGCCUCAGACCAAAGGCGUUUCGCAGACUGGCUUAAUUGUCAUUCUUUCCGAUGUGUUUGGAUGGGACACAACCAACCUGCGUGGUGUUGCAGACAGAUACGCGGAGCGGACUGGCUGCAGGGUAUACCUUCCAGAUUUUAUGCAUGGGACCUCUGCACCUGCAUGGACAAAGGCAGUCAUUGAUAGGAUCCUUACUGAAGGAGGCCUAUGGGGGUGGCUGGCAAAACCAUGGCUCGUACUGAAGGCCGCAUGGGUCAUGGUGCCCUGCAACUUUCGAAAUAACCCCAAGAAGCGCUACCCGGGCAUCCAGCAAUUCAUGGAUGACCUACGCUGCGCUGAGGCAGCAGACCUCAAAGUCGGCGCGGUGGGCUUUUGCUGGGGUGCAUAUGGUGUCACGCACAUGGCUCACGGCGACUUGGCGAGGAACGGCAAGACGCUCAUUGACGCAGCCUUCACUGCCCACCCGAGCGAGGUAGAAGUCCCUCGAGACUUUGAAGGUGUGAAGCUUCCAUACAGCAUGUCCAUUGGCGAUGCCGACUUUGCCUUGCCUCUAAAGGAGGUGGAGGAAGCUGCCAAGAUUCUUGAAGGGAAAAAGAAUGUGGACACUGAGGUGGUUAUUAUCCCCAACGCAAGGCAUGGUUUCGCUGUCAGGGGCAACCCUAAUAAUAAGAUUGAGAAGGAGAUGGCGGAUCAAGCAGAAGAUCAGCUGGUUAGAUGGUUUACCAAACACUUGGCCUAG
This is a messenger RNA of Fusarium vanettenii 77-13-4, 834 nucleotides long. RefSeq lists its product as uncharacterized. Lineage: Eukaryota; Fungi; Ascomycota; Sordariomycetes; Hypocreales; Nectriaceae. The transcript is spliced from 3 exons. The coding region runs from base 1 to 834 and encodes 277 amino acids. Gene Ontology annotation, molecular function: hydrolase activity. The record is from RefSeq and is a predicted model, not a curated record.